AUGAUGUUGUUUGGGUUUAUUUUAAUACUACUGUGCAAUAAAGAUGUCAGAUCUAAGGAUCUGGUAACUGUUAAUUUUAUCAAAAGCUUUGUCAUAAAAGAACAUAAGCCUACAUAUUUAGUUUGUUACGGCUUGUGCUGGAAAAAGAACCAAAACUUAAAUCUUUUAAAAGAAUUAUCCAAUGGAGGAAUAAGAUCAAUAUUUUCAACACAUACAAGUACAUAUCAAGAACAUGAAACUAUGUUCUUGAUUGAUUUGGAUUGCCCUUGGUCGGAAGAACUGUUUUCGAAUGAUUCAGCGAGUAAUUUAUUUGCUUUUCCUUAUCGUUGGUUGGUGCUGAAUUCUUUAGAAGAUAAAUCAAAUAUUUUGAGUGAUGUUCCACUAUCGCCUGGAAGUGAUUUUGUGUUGGCAAGUCGAGAAAAUGAUACUUUCACAUUACACGAACUUCAUAAAACUUCGUCAAUUGGUGAAGUUAUAUCCAAUCGUAGAGGCUAUUACAACGGAACCUUCUUCGACAUAAGACCUCAUAAAGAGCUUUUUCGAAGACGGCAAAAUAUAAUGGGACAUCCUUUAACUAUGGCGAACGUGAUUCAAGACAGCAAUAGCACACAGUACCACCUGGAAGAUAGACUAGAAGCGCAACAUGAUUCAACAGCCAAGAUAUCGUGGAUGGUAGUGAAACUCGCCUUUCAGAUGUUGAAUGCUACUCCGCGAUACAUCCUUAGCCAUCGAUGGGGCUACAAACAAAACGGAACUUGGUCAGGAAUGAUAGACGAUAUACUACAUAACAGAGCUGAUUUGGGGACCAACUGCGCAGUGUACACAGAACGUUUGGAUGUGAUUCAAUAUACUGAUACAAUAGCGCCUUUUAAAGUCGGCUUUAUCUUUCGCCAGCCACCACUUUCUUACGUGACCAAUAUAUUUUCCCUCCCUUUCUCAACUGAGGUGUGGCUAGCAAGCAUUGGAUGUGUUGUAUUCUCUAUUAUUACAUUAUACUUUGCUAGUAAAUGGGAGGUUCGACUACAAAGGACUCCGUCACAAUUAGAUGGUACUGUCAGUGAUGCAAUGCUUGUAACUAUUAGUGCUUUUAGCCAGCAAGGUUGCACGCUAGAACCCAGGAAAGCUUCUGGUCGAAUGAUGCUGUGGGUGAUAUUCACAGCGCUGAUGGCGCUUUACGCUGCGUACUCGGCAAACAUUGUGGUUCUGCUUCAAGCGCCAUCAAGCGCUAUUCGAACUUUGACACAACUAUCACAGUCCAAGCUCACACUGGCCGCUAACGAUGUAGAUUACAACCAUUUCGUUUUUGGAAUGUAUUCAGAUGCAAUUCGAGUCAAAAUCACCAACAGAGUGAAGCCAUUAAAAGGUAAAGCACACUUUUAUGAGAUCAAAGAAGGUGUUGAAAGAAUCCGACAGGGCUUAUUUGCAUUUCACUCUAUAGUGGAACCAGUGUACCGCCGCGUAGAGCAGACCUUCUUAGAGAUGGAAAAGUGUGACUUGGUAGAGGUGGACUUUAUGAUGGGAUUUAACCCGUUUGUACCUGUGAAGAAGGACUCGCCGUAUUUGGAGUUAUUGAAAGUCAGCUUUAAGCGAAUCCGCGAGUCUGGUCUACAAUCGGCUAUAAACAAGCGCCUGCAAGUUCCAAAACCGAAGUGCACGCACAGAAUAUCCGCUUUCAAUAGCGUUGGAAUCCUCGAUCUCUGGCCAGUCCUGGCUCUCAUGCUUUACGGGACAGCUGUCUCCUUAGUGAUACUCCUAAUAGAGAUGAUGACUUUUAAAAUGUACGUGGUAAUUUAA
Molecule: messenger RNA, 1794 nt
Organism: Parnassius mnemosyne (clouded apollo)
Lineage: Eukaryota; Metazoa; Arthropoda; Insecta; Lepidoptera; Papilionidae
Source: the annotation of a GenBank genome assembly